GCUCUUCGCGAACAUCUUCUACGAACAGAACAAACGACCGAUUGCAAGAGCGCUUGGCAAGAGCUAUGGCAGCAAAGAAUAUUGCGCAGAAGGGAGAAAAGGCAGAUUCUCUAGCCUUAUCUUCGGGGGUACCUUCACGAACGGGGAGUCCAGUUACAGCCAACGAGAGUCCGAGACGAAGUCUGGAUCUCGCAUCGACGGAAGGCGGGGAGAAAGAGCCCACCGAGGGCCAACCGGAACAAACACACAGUGCCACAGCUGCCGAGCAAGAAGAUAUUGUUGCAGCAGAGCCAAGAAGAUUGGAAACAAUGAUGAUGGCCCCACCAGCCGUCAAUGGGAAUGUGGCCAAAACGGAAGCUGAACUUGGACUACGGCAUACGCCACGGCCCUCAACAGACUCCACGAGGUCCAGCUUACCUCGAGCUUCAACGGAUUCAACGAGACAUGUAGAAUAUGUCCCCCGCUCUUCCAUAGAUGUGCCACCGAUCGAAAUACCUGAGUCGACAUCUUUCAAAACACCUUCAGAGUACGAUGCCCUUUUAAAACAAAUGCAAUCCGAUUACGAGACCGCCGAAUUACAAAGACAGGAAGAGGUCCAUGGGUACAUUGAACGAAUAGAUGCUUUACAAUCAAAACUACAAUACUUGGCAAAGGAGAGCGCGGAGACGGCUCGAAAAGCUGGCGCUUCAGCACCAGCUGGAAGUUUAGAGAAGAAAUUAGCGGAUAAGGAAGAACAAGUUGCUUUACUUAUGGAGGAAGGGCAAAAGCUGUCCAAGAUCGAGCUUACUCACCUGAGUACCCUCAAAAAACUGAGGGCCAAGAUGGCAGAGGACAGCAAAGAACUUGCGGAAUCGAAGAAGAAACAAGAGAAAGCUGAAAAAGACGUCCUUGUUGCAACAGAGAAGUGGAAGAAAGCUGAAGCGUCAGGAAAGCGGUCAAAUGAGAUACUCAAGCUGAUCCCACAACUGCAAAAGGAUAUCGAAAAUCUGAAAUCCGAGAGAGAUGCCAAGGACUCGACCAUUGCGGAUUUGAAGAAACAGCUCGAGGAGGCUAUUGCUGGCAACAAGGAGGCAGAGACCAAGAUUGCUCACAAAGCACUGGAGCUUGAGAAGAAGCAUGUUGCAGAGCUCGAAGAUGAUCUUGCGAAUCUCAAGAUUGAGAAGAGUCUCGUGGGUGACAGGGCUCAAGCACAAAUCAAGGAACUUCGCGAGAAGAUGGAUAAGGAUGCUGAGCGAGCCAGGAUUGCGGAAUUGGAAAUGAAAACAGAGCAACAGAUGUUGGAGAGUAAGCUGGAAGUGAUGCGAGCGAGAGCGGAAGAGGCUUCAUCAGGAGCAACUGGCGAUGCACAAGCGAAGUUACUGAGGCAGAUCGAGACACUCCAGACACAAUAUGCCGUGGCAAGUGAGAACUGGCAAGGUAUUGAAGCUUCAUUGAUUGCAAGAGCAACAAAUCUCGAGAAGGAGAGGGAUGAGGCUACUCGGAGAGAGGCGGACAUUCGGCGGAAAGCUCGUGAAGUGGUCUGUCACCAAUGAAGAGAACAUUUUACAAAUGCUGACUCAGACAGACUCUAAAGGCCAAGCGCAAUGAAGACGAACUUGAAGAAACAAGAUCCAGGUUGCCCACAUUUCAACAAGAAGUUGCAGAGCACAAGUCAAAGCUUGAUGCCUUGCAACAGCGAGCAGACGAAGCUGAAGCUGCCUUGAUAGAAGCCAGAGCUUCCUUUGAACAAGAGAAACAGGCUUGGAGUCUACAAAUACUCCAACGAGUUGAAGAAGAGAAGCAAAAAUGGCAAGA
This is a messenger RNA of Hyaloscypha bicolor E, 1794 nucleotides long. RefSeq lists its product as uncharacterized. The coding region runs from base 66 to 1532 and encodes 488 amino acids. The record is from RefSeq and is a predicted model, not a curated record. The transcript has a single exon. Gene Ontology annotation, cellular component: Golgi apparatus; endoplasmic reticulum. Lineage: Eukaryota; Fungi; Ascomycota; Leotiomycetes; Helotiales; Hyaloscyphaceae.